Zootoca vivipara (common lizard) is the source of this 2289-nucleotide messenger RNA. It is a transcript of the gene NPAS4, whose product is annotated as neuronal PAS domain protein 4. Gene Ontology annotation, molecular function: protein dimerization activity; RNA polymerase II transcription regulatory region sequence-specific DNA binding; DNA-binding transcription factor activity, RNA polymerase II-specific. Gene Ontology annotation, biological process: regulation of transcription by RNA polymerase II. Lineage: Eukaryota; Metazoa; Chordata; Lepidosauria; Squamata; Lacertidae. The record is from RefSeq and is a predicted model, not a curated record.
AUGUAUCGGUCCACGAAGGGAGCCUCCAAGGCGCGGCGGGACCAGAUAAAUGCGGAGAUCAGGAACCUGAAGGACCUGUUGCCCAUCGCGGAAGGGGAUAAGCUCCGGCUAUCGUACCUCCACAUCAUGUCCUUGGCGUGCAUCUACACGCGGAAAUCCAUAUUCUUCUCCAAAGGAGCAACUCUAGAAGGCUUGGAGAGCUUGCUUUCUUCCCAGGACUUGGAAGAUUUUAUGCAGACGCUUCCAGGCUUCCUUCUGGCAUUCACUGGAGAAGGCAAACUCAUCUAUGUGUCGGAGAACGUUGCUGAACAUCUGGGGCACUCUAUGGUGGAUUUGGUUGCCCAAGGAGACAGCAUCUACGACAUCAUUGAUCCAGCAGAUCACUUUGUGAUGAGGAACCAGCUGGCAUUGACUUCUCCAAUAGAUACAAGCCGACUCUUCCGGUGCCAUUUCAACACUUCCAAGACAAUCCGGCGGCAAAGUUCUGGGAACAAGCUGGUCCUUAUCCGAGGGAGGUUCCACCAGCCCCCACCUGGCUCUUACUGGUCCACUAAUCCUGUCUUCACUGCUUUCUGCACUCCUCUGGACCCCAAGCCCAGAAUCAGCCAGAAUUCCUUCUUCUUGACUUCUUUUGAGAGUCGCCACACAAAAGACUUGGCCAUUGUGGACAUCUCUGAAAGUGUGAUCUUCCAUUUGGGCUUUGAGAAAAGUGAGCUGUUUUGCAAGUCAUGGUACAGCCUGAUCCAUCCAGAAGAUCUGAGCCAUGCGUCAACCCAGCAUUACAGGCUGUUGGGUGACACAAGUGAAACUCAAGCGGAAAUGGUCGUCCGGCUCCAAACCAAAGAUGGCAUGGAUUGGAUAUGGACCUAUUCACUGCUCCACAUGGAGAAUGCUGAUGUUCCUAUCACGUCUCACAACUAUAUAAUCAGUGAUUCUGAAGCCUGGUCUCUCAAGCAGCAGCUCUCAGCAGAAGAAACCCAGGUGGCCUAUGUCCUCGGAAGCGCACCAGCUUUCCUGGAAGGCCUCCUCUCUCCUGGGCAACUUUCCAGCCCUGACCAAGUCUUCACACCUGUAGCUGGCACCCCGACCAGCACCAUUGUUGCACCAUCGUUUGACUUUGGCACCACUGGUGGAGCAGAAUGCCCCUCUGCGUUCACAGAGACCAGCGCUUCCAGUCUGCCCCAGGAGGUGGCGGAGCCUAGAGAUAUCUCCUCCGUGGAGGAGCCCACCCCAGGUUCCAGCCUCAGCCUACUCGACAAAGGCCCAGCAUUCAGCUACGUGGUCUUCCCGACAGACUAUGAACAGACCUUAAGACAAGACAACCUUUGCGGCUCCUCCUCCAAAGACUUUGUCUGCACCCCUCCAUAUACCCCACACCAGGGCUGUGCCUUUCUCUUUGGAGCCCAGGAGACUUACGCUCCAAGCGCGAUCCCUACUGCCUCGCCUCCUGUGACCACUACCCCGCCCGCUGCCGCCGCUGCCCCUCCUGCCACUACUGUUCCUACCACCACCACCUCUGAGCUGUUCUACACCCAGGACCAAUGCAGUGCUCUCUAUGAGAAGCUACCACCUACCCCGGACAGCCCUGGUAAUGGGGACUGUACCGUCAUGACCUUGCCUGAGAUCAGAGGUCCCCUCUAUAUCGAUGUGCCCAUGGUGCCCGAGGGGAUCCUGACUCCGGAGGCCUCGCCCAUCAAACAGACAUUCUUCAGAUAUUCUGAAAAAGAGAAGGGCGAGAUUGAACUGCUGGCAAAGCAGAUCAGCAGCCUGGCUGAGGCUUUCAGCUCUGUUGCUCCCAGAGAGCUUGUCAAGAGCAGCCAUGUCACCCUCGGCGAUUCUGCACUGGGCGCCGUCCCCGAACUGUGCCUGGACUUCCAGCCUUCCAAGAACUGGAGGAGCAUUGACUUCUCCUUGUUGGCCUGCCCAGAGGAAGACCUCUUAGAAGAGGAUGCUCUCGAGACCCUUCUCCAAGACCUGUCCACCUCUCUGUUUGAGAAAGGUGGGGCGGGUGUGAGGUGCCCUCACCACCAGUUCUGCGGUGGGAAUGUCAGUAGUCCAAUCAGCUUGGACACCGAAGAUAGUAACCAAGGGGCCUUGGCUGCCUCUCCCAGCAUGGACCUACCUCCAGAAGAGCGAUGCUUUUUGGAAGAACUGGCCUCCUAUGAAACAGCCUUUGAGACACGUGCCUCAAACUCUCCCUGUGAUGGGUUAGAUGAGUUGUAUCAACUCCAGAGCCACAUGCAAGAAGGCUUCCAUGAAGAUGGAAGCGAAAGUGACCCUUCGUUUUGA